AGCCAGGGCAAGGCAAGGGAAGAGAUGGCAAGGCAAAGAAAGACAAAGCAAGUCAUGGGAAGGCAAUGUGAGGGAAGGCAAGACAAGAGAGCACACAGAGGAGCAGAGGGGAGGGCAGUGGCCUGGACAUCAUCACAGUAACUGGCAGGGCUCUGGGGAUCCUUGAACCACAGGCCUGGCCCUGGGCAUGUCCAUGGCAACCAGGGCUUGGUGGUCAUGGCCAGGGGUGUGGGAGGGGCUCUGCCCAAGAGGCCAUUGUGAUGCGGUGUCCAGCGGGCACCUCAGCGUCCCUGUCUCCUGGGGCAACCACUCCCAGAGGGACAGCUCUCAGGAGCAGCAUCCUCUGGCUGUCGUCGGCAGCUCUGCACCAGCGGAGCCCGCGGGUUCGAGGUGCUGAGCGAGCAGAGAGUGCGAGGCGAGUGCGAGGCGAGUGCGAGGCUUGGCUACCCAGCAUGGGGCUGUCACUAUCCUCCCGGCAGGCGGCCACGGGCUCCCUGCCCGCACUGCCCAGCAGCCACGCCACUGCCCAGGGGGACUGCUGGCUGCCACUCCCUGCCAGCCACAUGCUGCAGUGUGAGCUGGGCAUCACCUGCCUCACUGCAGCGCCAGUCCCGGCUGGCCACAUGGACACGGAGAGGGACAGCGCCGGCUGGGAAGGUCCGGAGGACCUGAUCCGUGUCCUGAAGGAGGAGGUGGAAGAGGAGAGGAGUUACAGGGGGCAGGCUGAGCUCAGGGCUCAGCAGCAGGCGCAGCAGGACCUGCAGCGCUGCACGGAGCAGUUCUUGCAUGCAGCUGAGUUCCCUGCGGCGGACCCCGGGAGCCAGGCUGAGCUCCUGCUGCAGCCCCAGCAGCACCAUCGAGAGGCGGCCCAGACUUUGCGUCCAGCAGCGGCAGCCGCAAGCACUGUGGCGGCCCCUCGGGACACCAGGGAAGGUCCACUGGCUGGAGAGAGCAGCACAGCCCUUCUGGCUCCUCCGGAAGAGCAGGAAAAGGGUCCCUCGGCUGCUCGUGUGCUCGCUGAGGAGGGCACAGCAGAGGACAGCCACAGAGCAGCUCUGCACAGCCUCCGAGUCCACCAGGGCCUGCUGCUGGACCCCAGGCACAAUGUCGUGGGCUCUGCCGAGGUCAGCGUGCAGCAGCAGCAGCUGCUCGCAGCCAAGGCCGUGGUGCAGCAGGUGUUGUGCCAGGCUGUGCAGCUUGUCCAGGAGGAACAGCAUCGCCUGGCAGCGACGCCUCCAGCAGCCCGCCGGGCCCCGGUGAGGAGCCCGGGUGUGGGCAGCCUCACAGCCCGGGAUGGGCUUUUAUUGGACCAGGACGGGAAGAUCGUGGGCUUGGCUGUGCUGCUGGAGCAGGAGCAGCCUCAGGCAAAGCCCAGCACAGCCUCCCUUGCUCCUCCUCCCAAGCCAGCGGCCAAGGCUGGCAGAGCGCAGCUCGGCCCGGCUGGGCAGCGCCGUCCCUCCCGCUUCAGGAGGGCACUGAGAGCCCUGCGCAGGGCUUUCUGUGCUCCCACCUGCACCAGGGCACAGCCCCAGGAGUAGCACCCACCUCGCAGGUGCCGCUGCCCGGCCCUCAGCCUGCACCAUCCAGCGGCACGGAGGGACACGCCCCCGAGGGAUGGAUGGGACAGGGACGGAGCCUGCGGGGACUGCACCCCUCGGCCCUGGACACUUUCUCAGGCAUAUUUUUCCCCAGUGCCUACCUCUGCAUGCUCCAUCUCGGGAUGAAGACGGAUGCAGGCACAUCCCGUGCCAGUGGGCAGAGCUGGGGAGCCUCUCUGCUCCCUUGGGCUGUGCCCGCAUCUCCUGUACUCCAGCGCUUACACGGCAGAGAUCUCCACCGGCAUCACUGCCCUGUGCCCACGCACUGAGCCAGUCUCCCGCCCCGGGCUGUCCCAGCAGCAGCCUGGCUAGAUCCCCUGGAGCUCCCUUCCCAGCCUCCCCUCUCUGCUUCAAGUUCUCGUUAAUAUUUCACAUUUAAAUAAAUUGAGUUUCUGUUACCCAGGGCUUCUUCACCUUGCUCUGACCCUCCCUGCUGACAGGUUACCCAACAUGUGCCCUGUGCUUCAGCAUCUCACUCACAAGGUACCCAAUGGGUGCUACCAAACACACAUGGCUGGGCACAGCUGCAGUUCUCCUCUC
Molecule: messenger RNA, 2138 nt
Organism: Pogoniulus pusillus (Red-fronted tinkerbird)
Lineage: Eukaryota; Metazoa; Chordata; Aves; Piciformes; Lybiidae
Exons: 2
Coding region: 261-1538 (425 amino acids)
Source: RefSeq, a predicted model, not a curated record